Auanema sp. JU1783 is the source of this 1155-nucleotide messenger RNA. The record is from the annotation of a GenBank genome assembly. NCBI's taxonomy places the organism in Eukaryota, Metazoa, Nematoda, Chromadorea, Rhabditida, Rhabditidae.
AUGUGGCUUCCGUCAGUGGUUCGUGUGCCACUAGGGUGGUGUUUCGGUAUUAGUAUUCUGCUCACUUCCGUAUUUGGAAAUUAUAUGAUUAGCUUAUUCCUUUUCCUCAUUCCUCUUGGGCACCACAAAGCAUGGAGGUUUAUGAUGGAUAGAGCUAUUAGUUUUUGGAUGACGAUUCCAAUGGGUUUUCUGGAAUUCAUUUUUGGUAUGACUGUACGUGUCUCAGGGGAUGAAAUAGAUGUUGAAGAGCCGGGCCUCAUUUUAAUGAAUCAUAGAACGAGACUUGAUUGGAUGUACAUAUGGUCUCUCUUAUACCAAAUGAAUCCAUGGCUCAUCACAACAAACAAAAUAUCCUUGAAAGCACAGCUCAAAAAACUGCCUGGAGCAGGGUUCGGUAUGGCAGCAAACCAAUUUGUAUUCCUAGAAAGAAAUAUAGAAGUUGACAAGGUUUCCUUUGAUAAGGCAAUCGAUUAUUAUACUGGUAUGGGUAACAAUUAUCAGAUCUUACUUUUCCCUGAAGGUACUGAUAAAUCUCCUUGGACAACAACUAAGAGUUUGGAAUAUUCAAAAAAGAAUGGCUUGAGACAGUUGCAGUAUCUUUUGUAUCCUCGAACUACCGGGUUUUAUCAUCUUCUAAGUAAGAUGCGUCAAAGUAACUACAUAACUUAUCUCUAUGACGUAACAGUAGCUUAUCCUCAUAACAUUGUACAAUCAGAGAUUGAUCUAGUCUUAAAAGGUUCUUGUCCACGUGAAGUUCAUUUCCAUGUUAAAAAAAUUGAUGUCCGUGAAGUACCCAAAGAUGAAGCUGGAGUAGGAAGGUGGCUCACAAGCUUAUGGAUUGAGAAAGAAGAACGACUCUGCAAGUACUAUGCUGAACCAAUACCUUCAAAACGAAUGUUUGAUAUUCACAAAGGACAACGUAUGUGGACAAAUAAAAGUGAAGGAUUUCGGAAAAGAUUAUUCAAGAUUGCUGCAUUAUUGUUUUGGUUUACUGUUGUCAGCAUUGUUGCCUAUCAUGUUUGCUUCAUCUGGACUCUUCAGUACGGAUUCACAUAUUUCUUCAUUGUCAGUUUCAUUUUAACAUACUAUUUUGGUGGAAUAGACACGUUUGUCUAUAACCAAUGGAGAUUUUCAGUGAAAGAUGCCAUCGUCUAG